Messenger RNA from Ilex paraguariensis (yerba mate), 1226 nucleotides. The record is from the annotation of a GenBank genome assembly. Lineage: Eukaryota; Viridiplantae; Streptophyta; Magnoliopsida; Aquifoliales; Aquifoliaceae.
CAUCCUAUGUUCCGCACUUCUUAACCAUAUCCAAACCCCAAAGAAAUACAAUAAAUAAAGAAAACCCACCCUCUCCCUCCCCUCUAUACAGCACUGAUGCACACAUGGUAUAUCUCCUCUAUCACCAUCCAUAUCUAUCUCUCGUGGCCCAGCUGGACCAAAAUUUGUGUAGGAGAAAAAGGAAAAACGAAAGAAGGAAAAUAGAUACACAGAGAGAAGAGGAAAGGAAAGGAAGUUGUCUUCUAAUGUCCUUCAACCACAAACACUUCCCUCAAAUACCCCUUCUCUCUCUCCCUAUUCUUCCUUAUGGGCUUAUUUCGGUUUCUCACACUCAUUCAAAGCUCCCAAGAGAGAGAAUAUUCAAUAUCCAGAACCCUCUUUCCUUUUCUUUCUCUAUAUUUAAACCCGUAUAUUAUCUCCUCUCUCUCACAUUAUACGCAUAUAUACUAAAGCUUGAUCUUUCUUCCUGAUCUGGGUAUGACUUCUGCUUGAAAUUUUCGUUGAUUGAUAUGAGAGAUUGAAGAAGAUGAUGAAAAGGGCUUCCGUGGAUUUUCAUAAAUCUCAUGGUGUUGAUGAAGAGGCUACGAGUAGACUCAAACAUCAAGCCCUAUUACAAGAGUUAUUGAAAUUGCAAAAGGAAUUUGUUUCAAAGAAGAGGAAAUUGCAGACUGCAAAGCAAAAGAGGGAUACCCUUUUGACAGAAGUCCGAUUCCUGAGGCGACGGCAAAGAUAUUUGGUGAAAUAUCAAUCUCCGAAACAUGACAUGGAAAAAUAUUUUGUUCAUCAGCAAAAUGCAGACAUCCAAAUAGGAAAGCUUGAAGGAGAAAGAAAUCAUAAUAGUGCCCAGGAAAUUUUGGUCAAGAAUUCAAAUAAGGGACCUAAAGAGGGGGAAGGAGAAGGGGAAGAGCCAGUUUCCAGGAAUGCAUGGAGAGUUGGAAGGAAGCCUCAGAGUUACUUGUUUGAUGACAAAAGAGUGGGCAAGAAGAAAAUCUUAUGGCAAGAUCCAGUGACAUUGAAGGUCUAAAUUUCCAAAUCAAUCUGCUAAAGAAAUACUAUCUGUUAUCUCUCAUUACAUUGACUUGUUAAUUCUUAUUUUUUUCCUAUUUUGACUUUUCUAUUAUUUCUUUUGGUACUGUCCACCCGCCUUCCUUUUAAAGCCAUGUAAACUGUGAAGGGAUAUACCAUAUAAGUUCAGUAUACAUGAAAAUUUGAUGUCCAUCUCUCAG